UUGGCGAUCAUGAUAUGGCGAAUCGGAAAAGACUGAAUCGCUGACUAAUCCUCUUCGCUUCUGUCAAUCUUGUUGUUCUUUUUCGAUUAUUUCUAUUGUACAGAUCUAAGCCGUCUUUAUGAUGCUUUCGAGUUGAUACAGUUACGAGUGUCAGUGUUCUCAUCUUUAGAUUCCGCUUUAAGCUAUGCAGCUGAGCUCUUCGCCUGCUAUAUGGCCUUUUAUGUAGAACCCUUGACUUGGUUUUGGAGUGUGUUGUUCUGUCGUGUUCUUUAUUUUUAACAUUGUUAGCGUCUCAUCCCACACGAGCGUAGACUGGGUUGCCAUGAAUUAUCACAAAAAUGACAUAUGUAGCUUUACUGAACGCUCUCAUGGCGCCGUGCCUUGCUUUAUUUUGGACUGCUGAAAUCGUCCUUUCACUACCCGGCAAAAUAAUUCUUCAGUUGGGUUGCAGUUACUUUCUCUCCAAUCCUCUCAUUCGAUGCGAGGAAAAAUCAAAGCCUAUGGUUAAAAGUUCACAAUACAUGGAGCAAAAUCUGUGCCAAUUCGCUUUUCCCAUAGGCAGCCUUAAAUCACCAUGGUCUCGGAGGAAAAGAAAAAGAGUUCUUUCUCAUCGUUAUUGGAGCAGCCUCUUUACACCUGAAGGGAAACUUCGAGACGGCGGCUACAAAUUCCUUAAGAAAGUCAGAAGUGGGGGAAUUGAUCCAAGCAUCAGAUCUGAAGUUUGGCCUUUCCUCCUUGGAGUGUAUGAUCUGAACAGUUCAGAGCUGGAAAGAAACGUGGUGAAACUGCAGAAAAGGAGAGAAUACGAAAAUCUGAGACGCCGGUGCUGCAUGUUAGCAAAUCAUUCAUAUCAGGGGAAUUCUUUGUUGACUAUAGAUGAAUUAUUGAAUGAGGUGAUACCUGAUGAGGAUCCUCAGUCUCCCAGAAGCUGUGACGAUGAUUCUCCAAGGCUCUCACUUUUCAUGGAAAGGAAUCAUGGGGACAGACCAGUCUACGACAAGACCCCUGAUUCCGCCUCCUGCAAUUUGGAUGAAGCGGACGAAGAUGAAGAACACACCGGUAUCUAUCAUUUUGAUGCCUUCCAAGCUGAAACAGAUUCAUCAGAUUCCGAAUCCUCCGUCGAAGAACUGCAAGGUGUUGUAGAGCCCGAUCACAAACUCGCCCCUAGUGGUUCAAUCUCGCACGAUACUUCCAUUCGAACUGUCGAAGAUUUCACGACAUGGCAGCGCAUCAUUCGACUUGAUGCCAUCCGAGCAAAUGCUGAAUGGAUUAUCUACGCCCCCACCCAAGCUGCGGUCUCAGAAGAGGUAGCUAACAAAUCCGCCGAAUCCGUAAAUUUAAAGGAUUACAGUCACCUCGAACCCUCCAUGAUCUACCAUGCCGCUCGUCUUGUCGCAGUGCUUGAGGCAUACGCCGUCUACGACCCCGAGAUUGGCUACUGUCAAGGUAUGAGCGAUCUCUUAUCCCCGAUUCUGACGGUGAUGGACGACGAUCAUGAUGCCUUUUGGUGUUUCGUUGGGUUCAUGAGGAAGGCCCGGCACAACUUCCGGCUCGACGAAGUCGGGAUAAGGAGGCAAUUGGCGAUUGUGUCUCGGAUAAUCCGAUCGAAGGACGCACAAUUUUACAGCCACCUUGAGAAACUCCAGGCAGAGGAUUGUUUCUUUGUGUACAGGAUGGUGGUGGUGCUGUUUCGAAGGGAGCUCACAUUCGAGCAAACCGUUUGCUUGUGGGAGGUGAUGUGGGCGGACCAGGCGGCAAUACGAGCCGGGAUAGGGAGGUCGGCUUGGGGAAGGAUUAGGCUGAGAGCGCCGCCUACCGACAAUCUUUUGCUCUACGCUAUCGCCGCCUGUGUGUUGCGGAGGAGGAAGCUGAUCAUAGAGAGGUAUAGCAGCAUGGAUGAGAUCAUGAGAGAGUGUAACAGCAUGGCAGGGCAGCUUGAUGUUUGGAAGCUGUUGGAUGAUGCCCAUGAUCUGGUAGUAACCCUUCAUGACAAGGUCUGAUCUAAUUACUGGAGGAAGAAUGAAUGAUGCUUCAUUUUUCAUUCUCUCAUUGUUGGAGCCGCCAGAGAUCUAAUGGAGAUUUUUGAUGCUCAGUAAGUUCUGAUUGGCUCUUUACUCUUGCUGUUAAAAAGUUUUUUAGCAGUUUAAAAAACUAAAGUUAUUGAAUUAGAUGAGACUAUUAUUGUUCUUUUUUGAGGAGAAAUGUUAGUUAAAUGGCAAUACAUUGUUUUUAGGAUUUAGUGUGGAAAGUUUGAAAAUGAGCAAAUUAUUUGGCAUUUUCAUGGUCAUGUUCUGAUGGGUUUAUGAAAAUCUCAAUGUAAAAACCUCAAAUCAAAUUCAGAAUGGUUAAA
Molecule: messenger RNA, 2350 nt
Organism: Phalaenopsis equestris
Lineage: Eukaryota; Viridiplantae; Streptophyta; Magnoliopsida; Asparagales; Orchidaceae
Product: GTPase-activating protein gyp7-like
Exons: 5
Coding region: 339-2000 (553 amino acids)
Biological process (GO): activation of GTPase activity
Molecular function (GO): GTPase activator activity
Source: RefSeq, a predicted model, not a curated record